AUGUCGCAGAUCCCCGGUACCAACAAGAACACCAACGACGUUUCCAAGGACGCUCAGAACCUUGGCAACGACGCCUCCAACAAGGCUUCGCAACUCGGCAACGACGUCUCCAACAAGGCUGGCGACCGUUCGUUCCCGGCUCAGGAGCAUGGUGACUCGCUCACCAAGCAGGCCUCUGAACUUGCUUCCAGCACCCUUGCCUACGUUCAGCAGACCGCAGGCUCCAUCCUCGGCCAGGGUAAGGACCUCGCUCAGAACACCGCUGACCAUACCAAGUCUGCCUCUAACGACGCCGCCGACCAGGCCUCCAAGACCACCGACCAGGCCGCCAAGGAAGGUCAGCAGUCCGCCGAACAGGCCAAGCAGUCCCUCAUCGGCUUGACUAACCAGGCCCGUGACCUUGCCUCCCACACCCUCGACUCUGCCAACCAGUACAUCAAGCCCGCUGAGGACAACGCUUCCGGUCUCGUCAACCAGGUCCGUGCUACCGCCGGCCACAUUGUCGAGAACGUCUCGCACUUGAUCGCUGCUGGUCAGCAGAAGGCCGGUGAAGUCGCUGACGAGGUCAGCAAGCAGGCUGGUCAGGCUCAGAAGAGUGCAAGCAACCUCGCUAGCGAUGCCGCUGACACUGCUUCGCAGAAGGCUGGUGAGGCACAGAAGACCGCUCAGAACGCCGGUCAGCAGGCUAGCCAGGCUUUGAGCGACGCUGCUGCUCAGGCUAAGGGCGCUGUUCAGGGCGCUACUGGCUCCAAGUAA
Messenger RNA from Ustilago hordei, 756 nucleotides. RefSeq lists its product as uncharacterized. The transcript has 2 exons. Bases 1 to 756 code for a protein of 251 amino acids. The record is from RefSeq and is a predicted model, not a curated record. NCBI's taxonomy places the organism in Eukaryota, Fungi, Basidiomycota, Ustilaginomycetes, Ustilaginales, Ustilaginaceae.